Molecule: messenger RNA, 1277 nt
Organism: Chenopodium quinoa (quinoa)
Lineage: Eukaryota; Viridiplantae; Streptophyta; Magnoliopsida; Caryophyllales; Amaranthaceae
Product: probable dolichyl-diphosphooligosaccharide--protein glycosyltransferase subunit 3B
Exons: 1
Coding region: 116-1138 (340 amino acids)
Cellular component (GO): oligosaccharyltransferase complex
Source: RefSeq, a predicted model, not a curated record
UCAACUCACCAUCUUGACUUGUAAAACCCCCAUCCUCAGUCCACCCACCAUCCCUAACCUCACUCCCAAUUUCUCUGCGAUCCAUCCCUCCCAAAUCCUCCACUUUCCUCCAACAAUGGCGCCACCCCAUCUCACCACCACCAUCUUCCUCCUCCCUCUCCUCCUCUCUCUCUCCUUCACCACCUCAACACCCACCAACGACCUCAUCUCCGAGCUCCAACACCUCCAAUCCGGUGCACCCAACGGCGUCCUCCGCCUCACCGACCACCUCCUCGGCCGCAUCCUCUCCCUCCCUCGUCCUCGCCCUUUCUCUCUCCUCAUCUUCUUCGACGCAACCCAACUCCACGACAAAUCUGAACUCCAACUUCCAACCCUCAAAUCUGAAUUCUCCAUUCUCUCUAAAUCAUUCCUCCAUAACAACAAAGACUCCCCAGAUUCCCAGAAACUCUUCUUCUGUGACAUCGAAUUCAAGGAUUCUCAACGAUCUUUCAGCUUAUUUGGGGUUAAUUCACUUCCCCACAUUCGCCUCGUUUCACCCCAUGUCGAAAAUCUCAAGAACUCGGAUCAUAUGGAUCAGGGUGACUUCUCGAGACUCGCUGAAUCAAUGUCUGAGUUCGUCGAGUCAAAGACGAAACUCACUAUUGGCCCACUUCAACGCCCACCCAUGUUCUCUGGUAAGCAGAUUACCUUCUUCUUAAUCGUUUUGAUGAUUUGGGCACCUUUUGCUGUGAAGAAGAUUAUAGCAGGUCAGACAUUGUUGCAUGAUUAUAAGCUAUGGUUGUUUAGUGCUAUAUUUGUGUACUUUGUUAGUGUUUCUGGGACUAUGCAUAACAUUAUUAGGAAGAUGCCAAUGUUUAUAACUGAUAGAAAUGAUCCUACAAAGAUGGUGUUCUUUUACCAAGGUUCUGGGAUGCAAUUGGGUGCUGAGGGUUUUGCUGUUGGGUCUUUGUAUACUGUUGUUGGUUUGCUUCUUGGGUUUGUUACCCAUGGACUUGUUAAGGUUAGGAGUGUCACCUUUCAGCGGUUUGCAAUGGCGGUGGCUUUGAUCGUCUCGUUCUGGGCUGUGAAGAAGGUUGUGUAUCUUGAUAAUUGGAAGACUGGUUACGGCAUUCAUGCUUACUGGCCUUCGAGCUGGUAAUCGAGGUGAUGAUAAUUGAUUUUUAGUGUUGAGGAAAUGUUGGUUGCUAAGAACACUAUUUUAGAUUGUAACCAUGACAAUUUUUGUUAUUGCUCAGGACAUAUACAUGGAAUGAAAAUUUCUAGCUAUAGUUUCAUGA